AUGUUUCUCAAACAAUGUGCAGUUCGCCAAAAUCCGGACUGCCCAUCUGGUCCACCAGGCACACCGGGUGAAGAUGGUCUGGAUGGUGAGGAUGCUCCAGACGGUCCAGUAGGGAUGGAAGGAUUAGAUGCCGAAAAUUAUGACAACAAUGGAUGUUUGCUGUGCCCUGCUGGGCCACCAGGACCCAUCAGGACAACCGGGACCACCUGGGAUUCCAGGAGAGAAAAGGGAGAACCAGGCUACCAAGUGAUUAGGAUUGGACCUCCAGGUCCACCCGGAUAUCGAGGACCUUCAGGCGUAGUAGGACUUCCGGGUACACCAGGCAUUCCUGGCCUUUUCGCAUUCCGCUGGGAUUCCGGUCCCGGUCUAAAAGGGCCGUCUGGUCCACAAGGUGUACGUGGCUCUUCUGGAGAACCAGGUGUCGACGGUGAAACCGGUGAGAGUGGUCUUGUCGGUCAUCCAGGUGCUGAAGGAAGUGAAGGCUCCCCAGGGCUAUCGGGACAACGUGGCCGUCGAGGUCGAAAGGGACGCAAGAUGAACGGUCUUCGCUACUGCAAAUGCCCAAAACGAAUGGAGGAGCUACGGAGUUAUGUGCUGAUGCCGAAAAAGAAGGCGAAAAUCGAUCAGGAAUACCCGAAAAACUUCGAAAUUCGGUGA
Molecule: messenger RNA, 657 nt
Organism: Ostertagia ostertagi
Lineage: Eukaryota; Metazoa; Nematoda; Chromadorea; Rhabditida; Trichostrongylidae
Source: the annotation of a GenBank genome assembly